Amoebophrya sp. A25 is the source of this 3946-nucleotide messenger RNA. The record is from the annotation of a GenBank genome assembly. NCBI's taxonomy places the organism in Eukaryota, Dinophyceae, Syndiniales, Amoebophryaceae.
AGGGCUGGAGGAAGGCUCCGUGUAAAAAAAGUCCCUCUACCACCAUUAUACUUUAAAUCCUAGUUGUUGUAGUCCCGAUUGCAUCCCCAUUGUUGUUUUCUGGUAUAUUAAAUACAUAGUACGAAAUCGAAUGCUGACGUAAAGUUAUAUUGAGAUGCUACUCCGUUUGAUUCGCAUGAAUGAAUCUUUUCCUGUGUUGAUUGUAUACUAGAUUAAAUCAAUGAACGUCUUUUUGGUAAAAGUUGCAUAUCCUUCCAGUCCUAGAUAGUUUUCCUAUAGAUACCUCACCUCAAACUGAGUCUCUCCUAGACCUCAAACUGAGUCUCCUUAUGAUAAGAUUUUUUACGAUUCUGUGUGUCACGUGUAUUGAGUGUAUCAGAAAAACUAAGUUGCUAUGUCCCCCCUACAUUCACUCUUUUUGAGAUCAAAUGAUUUGUCUUGAAGUUAUUUGUUCAAGUUGAGUCACACAUUUGACAGAUGGUUUAGUUUAUCUAGUUUAACAUCACUCAGUACUAUCAGGCUAUAGUAUACUUAAGUUCUCAUCUAACUGCUCUACUUGCGUCACUUUUUCUACACAUCGUUGUCGAUGAAAGUAAAAAGAAAAGCACGCACAUGGAUUUUUCGACUUGUUUCAUUCUUUGGUGAAUGAUGAGUCUUGAUUUAGUAGCCCCCAACCGUAACCCUAUGUACUUUAUGAAAAGAGGUACUAGUCCUACUCCUACUUGUGCUCAUGUGAGUCGCGAUGUUGCGAUUGGACUUUCUGAACCUUGCGGGAGAGGUCGCCCGCUACAGCUUAGACCUGGAUCCGCAUCUUGUAGCGGAAAACCACGUCGACCCCUAUUGCAGCGUUGAUCACAUCUCCAGAAGGAUACAACACGGCGAAGAAGAUCAUGACAGGACUUUCGACGAUUAUGUUGAUGGUAACUCAAACUCUACGAAGAACGAGAUACAGCAACAUGCUGGAGGGAACAGCAACAGGUUUGGUGAAAGGAGAAUCGUUCAUGUGAGGCCUGGCUUGACAACUGGAACAGCAGUCCACCUCGAUGAUAGGUUGGUGCUGUCGACGUUGCGGGUGAAACAGCUACUAGCCGAGCGUUUCGGUGUACCGGAAAGCCUGUUAAACAUUUGCUUUUGCCCGCACGAAGUUGUAUCUACAAGAAUAAUCGGUGGAAUUACGAAUAUUCCUGACCAUGCUGCAGACGAGGAGCAACCUGUUAGCGGUAGAGGAGUUGCAGAUCCUGUUAGCGUUAGAGAAGUUGAAGAUGAUCCUGAACAAGAUAAAGAAGAUCUACAGGAACAACUAUGUCAAGACUCGUCAGACGAAUUCGUCCUGAAUGACCACGAUGAAAUACUUCUAUACUUUGGAGACUUUGCUGGUGAACAAAAUCAUGGGAUAGGGAAUCUGCCUAGGGCUAGAAGUAGUUCUAGAGUACUAGAUGGUGACGAAGGCCUCGACUUUCUAGAGGACUAUCAUGCCUGUGGUAAAAGCAAGCAUAUUUUCGGCACAUUGCGUCUUGUGGAACGGACCUCGGACUUCAGGGAUUUAGCAGACUGGAGAAGCCUAGAUGAACUGGGCUUGCCUGCCUGUCGGGAAUUCUUCUAUCAGGCGUUGAUGCGCGACGAAAAUUGGUGUGCUCCUUCUAGUUCUACUGCUGCGAAAUCGGGUACAACUGGGAGAAACUACAUCACAACGGUAGCAAGAAGUCCUGUGGUAAUUCCUCACAAAAAGACGUGUCCUCUAGCUGGCAGAUGGUUUUUCAAUCCGCCUGCGCGAGAACGAAACGAGCGCGCACGAGACGGACAAAACCUUGUUCUUUUCGGAACACCGAAUACGAAGAACAAAGUAGGCAAGAGAACGGGAGUAGACUUACUGUUCUGCGAAGAUGAUGAUGAAGAGGUUGAGGUGUGUAGUGAGCCUACAUCACGGCCGUCGCGGAAAACAUCCCUAUCAUCCACCUCCUCCGUAUCAACGCCUUCCGAUGAUGAUAGUAAUGAAUAUUUCCCAGAAGCGGAAGAGGUAGAAGUAGAAGGACCAUUGAAGAUGUUCGCGGUUGGAGAAGAUUUUCAUCAGAGGCCUUUUUUCCACGGACCUCAGAGGGCCUUUCUUCGCAGUUGUGGGUUCGGGCCUGACACGUUGUACCGUAUCUGCGCUGGCGCCAGUGUCGGCGGGUCUCGUUGCUCGACUAGUGGGGAGGACGCUAUCCCUGAGAAUGUAAUCGCGGCGAUAUUGCAGAGUCCUCACGUCCCAUCUUCGUGGUUAGACUACGUUGAUCCCGUGUCAGGGACUUCUGCGUUUUUGCUCCUGUGUCAGCGUCUGAGUGGUCGCGAAAUGAUCUUGUGCGGUGCUACAGCCACCGCGUCGGAGGAGGCGUUCUUGCCCGACCAGCAACCUGGUGUUGAGGCUCAGCUUUGCGAACGCUUGCUGGCUCGCAUCCGGCCAGAAACAGCUCUUUGUGUGAACCGACGAGGCACAACCGCAUUGCACUGCGUGCGAAGUGAGGCUCUAGCGUUGAAAAUCAUCGACAAAUUUUGGCCGAUCAUGAGUGUACAACAAAACCCAGGAUUGACUCUUUCGAAAUUGGUGCUGCCGUUCAUGACCAGCGUCGAUCAGCUAUACCGCACAACGGUCCUGCAUCGGGCUUGCGCCAGAAGAUGGCAGAGUGUGACACAACGGAUUGUUGCGAUUUUCAUGGCCUCUAGGCGCAAUGGCUCUCCUCAGCAGAACUUUCGAGAACGAGGUGUACGCGAUGUAGAUCAGAACAAUCUCAACAACCAGAGGUGGAACUACAGUUCGUAUUCUAAAUCCUGGAACCCGAGUUCCACAAUAGGGCUCCUCGCUAGGGCUGACAACAGGUUGUGUGGUCACAAACUAGUUCGCGCUGCAGACCGUGCAAGAACAGGCGGACGCGUAUUGCUCUCGAAAAACACUUACGUCAAUCAGCUACUAAUGGCGACAAAAGCAGGACGAAUGCAGCUGCAACACCGGAUGAUACAAAUAAGAGGUCAAGAAGGAAAUUCCCCUAGUGCUACGACGAGAACUUUAUCUACUGAUGAACCUGCUGUUCAACUGCUGCGACAGACGUUGCAGAUUCGUGAUAGGCAAGGAAGGACGCCCGUGGACUAUGCACGAAUAAAUGGUUGGAGAUUGAUGUGCGACUUUUUUGCCGAUGCACAGAAUAGGAGACUUUAAUAAGACUGAGUACUUAUGUUUUUAGAGCUAAAUUUGGUGUUUAUGAGAUGUAGGAGAUUGAAGAACUUACCUAGUAACUAUAUUGAUAGAAGAUGAAGAUGCUUAUACCACGAGCGUUGAAAAGAUAUCAUGAUUGAGCUAUACUAGCUUGCGCAAUUUUUAUAUCAAUAUGUCCAGUGCUAGUUGUAGUCGCAAUCAGUCGUGUACUAAUAUUUUUAGUGGUGAUCAGAUUACAGUCAUAUUUUUGGUGUAUCAGAAGUCCGUAAUGGUAGUGUCAUAAUCGAAAUUCAAGACCGCAAUCAUUUUCAUUGGGUUUUGGCUCUUCUUUUUUUGGUUUUAUGAGUUGUAGCAGUCAUGCAUAGUUAUUAAGCUAUGUCGAAAGCAGCCACCUGCUUUCGCGACUCCCAUCGAUAUCUCUUUAGAGCAUAAAAUGUCAGCAGUAAGUGUAAACUAUAUAAUGAAUUUCCUUUUGUGAGUGUCAGAGCCGGCUUUAUGUAUGAAAGCGCGCAUAUUAUUAUAACGCAUUGUGUUUCUUCGGCACUUAGUUUUUGGUAUCAAAUCUUUGACGCAUGCGGCAGUGCAAUCAAGAACUGAUGCAUAGUAUUUUUUCCCAGAAAUGAACCGCAUUCGAUUUGACUUGCGAUAUCAAGAAACGCAAGGCGGAAACUUGUACAAGCCUACUAAAGGUCAACAUGAUCUUUCCAACAUCAUUUUAAAUCUCAUAUUCCUUGAAGAAAAAAGCUGAUGAGCGAUGAU